GACUUCCACAACACUACAGUCAAAAUCAAAACAUUAGCUGCAUUUCAUUUGUUCGUUCAAAGUAGUCUUUGGUUCAAAGCGUCACAUGUUAAACGAAUUACUGAAAAGUAGAAAAUAUGCUGGUGACAUUGAAGGCGUUUGCAUUCAAGUUUCAGGCUGCUUUGUUUGUGGUGAAGACCAUGACUCGGGGAAGUGUCAUUUCUUACGUCAUGUGGAGCCGAUUGUCAGGGUGGAAGACAGCAGGAGCCUCACGUACGCCCGCCUCUCUCUGCCGGCCAGCCUGGAGGUGCUGGAUUCUGCGGACGGGACGCCCGCCGUAGUCGCUCGCACCACGUUCGCCAGGGGCACUCAGUUUGGUCCCUUCAAGGCUCGACACCUCUCGGAGCUGUCUUUCACAACAGAAUUUCCUAUCAAGGUUUUCAGAAGCUUGGGCAAAGAUAAUGACGACGGUUGGUUUCUGGACACCAGUGACGAGAACUCUUCCAACUGGAUGUGCUUGGUUUCACCAGCAACUUCUCCCAAGAAUCAGAACCUCAUGUGUUAUCAGGACAGUUCCCACAUCUACUAUGUAGCACUGAAGGACAUUCAGCCCGGGGAGAAACUGUGUGUGUACUACGCACCGUACUACGCCGUCAAAUUGGGAAAGUUGCCUUUUCAGAUAAACGGCCCUACAAAGAAAGAUUCUAAAUCAAAGUUAAUUAAUAAACCAGAAAAACAUAAAGAAAAUGAAGAAGACAAAAGACUUUACAAAGAGAUGUUGCUGAACAAGGAGGUGGCGAGCAGGCUGGCGGAGGGGCUGCCCGCCAGCCGGCUGGGGGCGCGGAAGGCCCCGGAGAGGUGGCGCUGCCGGCUGUGCGGCGUCGGCGAGGCCGGCGUGGUGAAGCACGCCAGGCACCUCAUGUCCCACUACAAGCCCCUGCUGGCGCGCGCCGAGAAGCCUCGCUGCCACGCCUGCGGGCUGGCCCUGCCCACGGAGAAGCUUCUGGUGCGUCACAAAGUGGAGAAGCACGGGUUGAAAUUGAAGAGAUGGUGUCAAGCUGGCGUGAAGAAACAACAGGAGCGUAGGAAUGACGACAGAAGCGUGUCCAAAGAUGAAGCGCCCCCAUCUUUCUCGGGGAAAACUCCAGUUUCUCCCAGGGAGGUGCGAGCACCGAUGCCGUCGAUGGAGGCGCAGUAUUCGCCCCAACAAAUGGCGUCCUCGUCUUUGGACGUGCCUGCCACGUCUCAGGAGAUGCAGGUCUCGUCCGUGGGCGGAGGUUUCCGCGACGGGUUGGCAGCAUCGUCGCGCGAGCUGACAGUCGCGGCCUUGGACGACGAGGAGCAGCGGCAGCCUUCGACGAACGCACUCCACCUUGUGCCUGAAGAGAUGCAGGUCUCAUCCUCCGAACUGCAGUCUUCGUCGCAGGAAACGCAGACCAUUUUGUUGACAACACUGCCUGAGCCAUUAUUCAACAACCAGUCGUUGAGUGCCUUGCUGCAAGACGGGCAGAGCGAUGCCAUCAAGUCGUUCUUCGCACAAUACCAGGAAGACAUAAGCGGGGACCUCGCAGUGGGCUGUGCUGUUAAAGCCGGCCACGAGACCCUCCAGGCGGGUCUGGCCAAAGACUCCCUGUCGAACUUCGGGCUGUCCUCCGGCGAGAUGUUCCUCCAGCAGGACGCGUCGUCGGAAUCCGGCUCCAGGAAGAACUUUGAAUCGGCGGACACCCUCAACCACAUUUCAGACCCGACUUCGUCGUCCUUGGCCAACAUGUUGGCGCGGGAGGAGGAGGACGGGGUUUCCCACGUGCACAUCAUGAUAAUGACCCAAGCGCACGAGGAUGGCUACAGCCUGAACCUCACAGCGGGCCAGGGGGAGCCGUUCCAUGCGGAGCAAGACCAGGCGGAGGUGCAAGCGCGGAACGGCUCCGUGGGAGACGUCAGCUGCGCUCAGCAAACUGAAUCGGCCGAAAUGUCAGCGAAUGGUGUUUUGGCAGCCAUGCCGCAGUACGUACUUACUCUGCAAGAUGAAGAGGCCGCCAAGAAGAAGGAUGAAUCUGGGCAGUCUGAUAAAGUCAAGAUUAUUGGCAACACUGCACAGCGGGACGGUCCAGCGUCGUUGCCCGGGCUGCUGGAGCAAGGACCGCCGUACACUUGCGACAUCUGCCAGAAGGAGUUCCACUGCUCCGAGUACAUCUACCGACACCUGCGUAAGCACACCGGCGAGUUCAUCUGCAUCUCCUGCAAAGUGGUGUUUGCCCGCAAAGAGUCUCUGGUGAACCAUUCUUGUUUUGCUGUGUUCGGCUCCAAGAGUUUUACAUGUGCCCACUGCAACAAGACUUUCUCUCUUAAGAAGAAGCUAAACAGGCACAUGCUCAAGCAUACAGACGCGCACACGUGCAAGGACUGCCGGCGCGUGUACGGCUCGGAGAAGGCGCUCGGGGCCCACCGCUGCGACAAGGGGGCCCGGGAGCCGGGGCCCUACCGCUGCCCGGUAUGCAGCAAGGAGUUCCAGCGCCGCAGCAACCUCGACAAGCACCUGCCGCUGCACGCCGGGGCCCGCCCCUGCGUCGUCUGCGGCAAGAAGCUGCGGGCCGGGGGCGUCGCCGGCGCCCACGAAGCUCUCUGCACCCAGGGCAAGGUGCUGGAGGCCACAGGCAGCACGCCGUGCCCGCGCUGCCCGGCAGUCCUCACGCAGCUGGCGCAGUACAGGCAGCACGUGUACCGCCACUCCCACCCGCUCAGCUGCGACGCCUGCGGCCGUCGCUUCGCCGAGCCGCGUGUCAAGAACUCGCACGUGUGUCCGGGGGAAGUUCUGUGCUGUGACGUCUGUCGGGAGCAGUUCUCGACGCUCGCAGACUUCCAGUCGCACCAGCUGUGCCACGGCGUGCCGCGGUUCCACUGCUACGAGUGCGGCUGCAGCUUCCACAACUCCGAGAGCCUGUCGAGUUGCUGCCACAAGGCGAACGCCGUGAGGCAGCCCAAGAAGUCCCGCGGCGGAGCCGAGGCGUCGGGUGGGGCCGGCGCCCGGGACGCGGAGAGGGCCCUCAUGUGCCAGGUGUGCGGGGAGACCUACAAGACUGCGGCGAGCCUCAAGUCGCACAUGGUGCUGCACGGUGAACGCAAGUUUGAGUGCGAGGUGUGCCAUAAACGUUUCUUCCGGAAGGAUGUGCUUCAGGAACACCACUCCGUGCACCAGGAAGCCCAGUUUCCGUGCCCAGAGUGCAACAAACUCUUAAAGACUAAGAAGUCUUUGGAUUUUCAUAUGAUGCGACACACUGGAAAAAAGCGGUUCGCGUGUUCCAAGUGUCCUAAGGAGUUCUUCCAGAAGGCCAACCUGAUCAAGCACUCGGCCGUCCACGAGCCGGCGGCGAGCCGGCGGCUGACGUGCCGGACUUGCGGCAAGACGUUCUCAUCGCGGGAGUACUUCGCACAGCACGAGCUCGAGCACACCCAGGGCCGCAUAUUCCAGUGCGACGUGUGUGGCAAGAGCUUCAUCAAGAAGCACCUGCUGAAGUCGCACGUCAAGAAGCACCACGGCCAGCAGAGCUACCUGUGCCCGUACUGCAACGUGACGUUCGUCCACUGGAACUCCAUCCGCAGGCACCUGCAGUCCCAGCGGCACAGCAGGCAGCAGGGCCGGUGCCCUUCCCCCGGCUUCGCGGACCACCAGCUGCUUCAGAGCGAAGUCGCAAGUGCGGAGAUACUGUCGGUGCCAGCCGUGCCUUUGCAAAUGGCGGGAGUGACCGGCUCCGCCCGGGCGGAGGGGAGCGAGCCUUCCCUCGACCAGUCCACAGUGCUGCUGUCUGCCGAGGACUCGGCCAUGCCCAUGAGUGCGUACAUCCUGGAAGAGGGCUCCGUGAUCCAGCCAGAGGCUGGGGAAGGGGGCAUCUUGUUGUAUGUGCUGGACGCCGUGCCCUCGACGGAUGCCUACGAGGAACUGGCCUGAACGCGAGACAUACGUGGUUGCAACCUCUGACGAAGCGACUCCCAGCUCUGCUUCCCCGCGGAAUGGAUACGUGGUGUGUUCUUGCAGCGUCAGAAAGGCUCAAACGUGUAUUGUUCAGUCACACUUGUUCAACGUGCAUUCGAGGGGUUAAAGAGCAAGUGCUGUGCAAGAGCUGUUACAUCUGUGCAAAAUAACCAUAAGUAUCCAUUGGCUGAAUGGCAUAGAAUGAAGAAGUAAGCAUACUUUGCUAAAAUUUAGUAUUAUGUGCUGCUAAACAUUAAAAAAUGAUUAUUUAUCAUGUUUACAAAAUUAUUUUUAUUUUAGACUGAUUUUAUAUAGGCCCGUAUACGACCAGAAGUUGUACAGGAGUAUUUGGAAUGUCAGUUACGUACUUGUAUGUUUUAUUCUGUGGUUUUCUUUUUUAUUGUUUUAAUGUUUUAAAUAUAUCACCCUGUGAAUAUUCAAGCUUCGAUUUUACAUAUCUUCGCAGUUUUAUGAAAUCCAUUUGUAUGUCGGAAUUGUUUAAUAAUUUGUCUGACUGUAUAUUUGUUAAGGCACAUAUGCAUUCUGUUGUAAAAAAAAACAUAUAUUCUUCAAAUAAAGUAUGAGUUUAUUUGUU
Messenger RNA from Bacillus rossius redtenbacheri, 4544 nucleotides. RefSeq lists its product as uncharacterized. Gene Ontology annotation, cellular component: chromosome. Gene Ontology annotation, molecular function: protein binding; chromatin insulator sequence binding. Bases 86 to 3925 code for a protein of 1279 amino acids. Gene Ontology annotation, biological process: regulation of transcription by RNA polymerase II. The record is from RefSeq and is a predicted model, not a curated record. Lineage: Eukaryota; Metazoa; Arthropoda; Insecta; Phasmatodea; Bacillidae. The transcript has 21 exons.